UGUUUUCUUUAUCCUAUUCCUAUAACAAUCGACGAUCUUUUUUGUGUUUGUUCUCCUCGCGAUCUCCCAAUCAUCUCCAAUUUCUCCUCCUUUUGAUCUGUGUUUUUUUUUUUUUGGGACUUUUGGGUUUUUUGUUUGAUCUCGUUGGGAGAAAGAAAAAAGCUUCGACCUUUGGAAUCCAUGGCGGAAGCUUUGGCUCAGAGGACCCUCCUUUUACCUGGCGGGCAUCUUUCUUUGCCGCCGUUUUGCGGGAUGCGGAGCCGCCCUUCUCUUGCGGCGUUCACUCUCUUUUCACGUACCAAGGUUGAGCCCUUGAGGUCUUCUUCUUGUGAUAGCAAGUUCCAUGGGAGGAGACUGGUCGUUGGGGCGCGGAGAGGGAGGCCCUCGAGGGCACGCCUCGGUUCUGGCUCUGAACAGAUGGUUCUGUCGUUCAAGAAGGCUAUAAAAUGGUGGCAGAAGGGGCUUCAACCCAAUAUGGUGGAGAUCGAGUCGGCUGAGCAUCUCGUCGACUCCUUAUUGAACGCCGGCGACAAGCUUGUUAUUGUGGAUUUCUUCUCCCCAGGGUGUGGAGGCUGCAGAGCGCUUCAUCCAAAGAUUUGCCAGUUCGCCGAAUCGAAUCAAAAUGUUUUGUUUCUCCAAAUAAAUUAUGAGCAACAUAAGUCGAUGUGCUACAGCUUGGGUGUCCAUGUUCUCCCCUUCUUUAGGUUCUAUCGCGGAGCACACGGGCGCCUGUGCAGCUUCAGCUGCACCAAUGCAACUAUUAAGAAAUUUAAAGAUGCUUUGGCCAAGCACAUCACUGACAGAUGCAGCCUUGGGCCAGCUAGGGGGCUGGAGGAGUCAGAGCUCUUGGCUUUGGCCGCAAACAAAGAUCUCUCAUUUAACUACACAAGCAAGCCAGUUCCUGUGCCUGAAGAGAUUCCAGAGAGAAUUCCAACAAGCCCGAAACUCCCUCUUCAUGCUGUCCGUAGACCUGCCCAGGAAUCCGAGGACAAGGCCCUCGCCGCAGCUGGGAGAUGAGAUGGUGCUCGGUGAUGUCUCAUCUCCCAUUAGCUGUUAUACUACUUGCUUUGUAUAAUUCGCGCUUUGUAUACUUUGCUGUGUAUAUAUGUUUGAUGAUUGCUGUAGUGCAGGCCAUGUUUUUUGGUUUGAGAAGCCUGCUGAUUGGGUAUGUAGUUGGAGAUGACGAGUGGUGUGCUUCCUCCCCUGCGGAGAUCCUUGGUGUUUCUAUAUAUUGCUCUAUGCUCGAAGGAUAUUUACUUCUAUAAGUUGGAGCUUGUUGUUGAGACAUGGUUCUGGUCGCUUGUCUUCUUUGUAAACCUUGCGUCUCAUGUGAAGUGUGAAGUGAAAGCAUGAAAGCUUAUCCUAAAAGAUGUGAUGCCAGUUCCUUUU
This is a messenger RNA of Musa acuminata AAA Group (dessert banana), 1389 nucleotides long. Its product is annotated as thioredoxin-like 1-2, chloroplastic. The coding region runs from base 181 to 1017 and encodes 278 amino acids. NCBI's taxonomy places the organism in Eukaryota, Viridiplantae, Streptophyta, Magnoliopsida, Zingiberales, Musaceae. The record is from RefSeq and is a predicted model, not a curated record. Gene Ontology annotation, cellular component: chloroplast. The transcript is spliced from 4 exons. Gene Ontology annotation, biological process: cell redox homeostasis.